Loa loa (African eye worm) is the source of this 1673-nucleotide messenger RNA. RefSeq lists its product as hypothetical. Lineage: Eukaryota; Metazoa; Nematoda; Chromadorea; Rhabditida; Onchocercidae. Gene Ontology annotation, biological process: spliceosomal tri-snRNP complex assembly. The record is from RefSeq and is a predicted model, not a curated record. The transcript has 8 exons. Bases 13 to 1152 code for a protein of 379 amino acids.
UUCAGGAUUCUCAUGACAAACAGCAACGCAAACGUAGUAUCUCUUGCGGCAUCUAUAUGUACAACAUCUGCAUCGGAUAUGCCUCCAAGUCUUGCCAAUCAUCUGUAUGAAAAUGGUGCAUUCAUUGUUUUUCUUGAUGUACCUCAAACAACGGAAUUCGGCAUCGAUUACAAGUCAUGGCAUGUGGGGCCAAAAUUUCUCGGUUUAAAGAUGAUCCCUCCUGGCAUCCACUUCAUUUUUUUUAGCGUCAAGACGGCACCGCGCAUUGGAUUUUUUCAUCAUUUUAAGGAAAAGGAAAUUUUGCUACGUAAAUGGGAUCCCAUACGUGAAGAUAUGAUAAUCGAGCCAUGUUCUGCAGAUGAGAUAGAGAGGGUACGUUUAAACUUGAAAUCAAUGGAUGAUGGUUUAGCGCCGUAUCCUUUUGACACAUACAGAAUUUGGUUUUCCCUCAGCAAUCAUAUUACAGAAAAAACGGUGGAAAGAUUACGACCAGAGAAUCAGUACAGUCGUAUAACAGGUCAAGCGGAAUUAGUCACUUUAGAAACCGAAAUAAUGGAAAAAGAAGAUGUACAUGGACAUCCGUCAUCUUGUGUUGAUCGUGAUCAUCCAACCAGGAUACGCUUUGUAGAUGAAGAUGGUCUUCCUAUUAUGAGGAUUAGGGAAGGUUUUCAAAUACGCUUCACCGAACUUCCUCUACAUUCCGUGGCUGUUUCAGUUAAUUCAGAGAAUUCGUUGGAUCGAAGUUGUCAGUUACACAAAAUCCUUGUUGAUCUUGAUGGGAAUUGGUCCGAAUUUCUUGGAGAAUUGCAGUUUGCAUUCGUGUGCUUUCUGAUAGGACAGGUUUAUGAAGGAUUUGAACAGUGGAAACGACUGAUUCAUUUGUUGUGCAGCUGUACAAAGGAACUCGUAGAACAUAAGGAGUUAUACAUAGCAUUAAUACCGGUGCUUCAUUUCCAGUUAAGAGAAUGUCCCGAAGACUUCUUUGUCGACAUUGUUUCUCGAGAUAAUUUCCUAACAACUACACUUUCUCGGUUGUUCGGGAACAUAAAUGACUGUGAGUCAGCGGAUGCCGCAUUAAAGGAAAGAGCUAAAAAAUUCAAAAAUUUCUUGACAAAACGGUUCAAGUGGAAUUUCGAUGUGCAAGAUGAAUGAAAUCACUUUUCGUCAAGCUCAAAAUUUUCAUGUGUCGAGUCAGACUUCAGCAUAUUACUAUCGAUUUCCUUGUUUGCUGUUUCAAAACAAUUGAUACUAAGAACUACUAUGAACUUUUCGUUACUCAAAUACUGAAUAUGUUGGUGUCAUUGUGGUUGACCGAAUACUUGUGUAGUCGUAUUUGUGAUGGACUUGAAUAGUAUAAAAUGCAGUUAUGUUUCUAUCUAUUAUUUGAUGUUUUAUCUCCAUCUCAGACUUGAGUUAUAACAUUUUGCUGUCAGUUCUGUUGAUAUAAUCACUCUCUUCUAUAAAGUCACAUGCAUGUUAGCGAUAAUAAAUAAGUUCCUCUUUGAACAACGAUUUUGUGAUUUGGGAUGUUGGAUCAUAUGUAAUUUACGGAUAUAUGGAUGUAAUGCGCGAGUUUCACUACAUCGCUCUGGAAUCAAUUUUGAUGCUGGCGUAUUUACGUGAAAUGUAGCUGUAUUUUACUAUAUUUUAUUAAAUAAAAUGGCAAAAGUGUG